Aspergillus puulaauensis is the source of this 1365-nucleotide messenger RNA. Its product is annotated as putative lipase. The transcript has a single exon. The record is from RefSeq and is a predicted model, not a curated record. Bases 1 to 1365 code for a protein of 454 amino acids. NCBI's taxonomy places the organism in Eukaryota, Fungi, Ascomycota, Eurotiomycetes, Eurotiales, Aspergillaceae.
AUGAUAUUUCGUGCGUUUCUAGUGCUUGCACUGGCACGGGCCAUUCUUGGACUGGCCACCCCGGUGGCCUCUAAUUCUGAUUACAGCGGAAAUCAUGAUAUAGCUUCGAUAUUAGCGCAGGCUGCGAACGAUCCUGCUAUUACCGAUAUUCGGCUACCGAAAGCGGCUUCAGCAUUAUCGAAGGAAGUUGUGGGUGGGACCCCAGGAAACGACAGGUCUGUGGAGGAUGCUUGGAAUGCGGUUCAGGACAUAUUUGGCAAAUCGACCAAUGUCUUUGAUGUCGCCGCUAACCUCGCAAUAUCUGGGGCGAUUCCAAGCGACAUCCUAAGACUUUUAAACGGAUACGCCAAUCAAAGUCUGAACGCCCUAGACAACGAAAACCAUCCGGUGACUGGGGAUACCAUAUAUCCAUUCAAAAUGGAGAUAGACGCGCCUUACUCCGUCGAGGAGGCCAAGCUCAGGGCGGCAAUUUAUAUACCAGAAUCAUUCAAGUAUGGAAAAGAUGGAACGAAGCCGGUGAUCCUUGUUCCAGGAACAGCAAUCCCAGCGGGCACGUCAUACUAUUUCAACUUUGGCAAGUUCCCGAACGCGGUACCUGAAGCGGAUGUGGUCUGGGUCAACAUACCGGGAGCUUCUUUGGCGGACGUCCAGGUUAGCUCAGAAUACAUUGCAUAUGCAAUCAACUACAUAUCUGCAGUGACAGAGUCCAAUGUGUCUGUGAUCUCUUGGUCCCAAGGUGGUCUAAAUAGCCAAUGGUCGUUCAAAUACUGGCCUUCAACUAGGCAUGUGGUUGAUGAUCUCAUCGCCAUUAGCCCGGAUUUCCGUGGUACUUUGGUGGCAGAUGCGGCUUGCCCAUUGCUUUCUGGUGUCUUCUGCACGCCUUCACUCUUUCAGCAGAGGUGGGAGACUGAAUUUAUAAGCACCCUGAGAGAAGAUGGAGGAAGUUCCGCAUAUGUUCCCACAACGACUGUUUACUCUUCCUUCGACGAGAUUGUGCAGCCCAUGAGUGGUGCGAAUGCUUCAGCUAUACUCGACGACACUCUAGGGGUCGGCGUGUCCAACAACCACUUGCAGACCAUUUGUGCCCUCCAGCCUGCCGGAGGUGUUUACUUGCAUGAAGGCGUGUUGUACAACCCUCUAACCUGGGCUUUGGCAGCAGAUGCACUCCGCCACGAAGGACCUGGGGAUACCCGUCGAAUUGACACUGAGAAGGUCUGUGCGGAUUUGAUUGCACCACAACUUGGUGCAGACGAUCUGCUGGGCUCGGAAGGGCUUUUGCUUAUUGCCGUGGCAGAGAUUCUCGCGUACAGCCCCAAGGCCUUUGAAGAGCCAGUAAUUGCAAGCUAUGCCCUGCAACCAGCGUGA